AGGUAAGACCUGGCUGGCUACCUGUCUCUGUGUCUCCAGCAAUACUGAGCCUGAGGCAGCCUCAGGAGACAUUUGCUGAAUGGCUACAAAAGGCAGAGGAAACAUCUCUGCCACCUCUGACUUCACACUACCUACCCUCCAGAGUCUUCCGUGCCCACUGUGACUUCAUGCAGUUGUCUGUGAAAGGCAAUCAGGUCGUCGUUCACGGCUACCAGGUCUUUCAUGUCCACUGUGACUUCCAGGAUCACAAGCCCUUUUGCGCCCACCAUGCCUUCUCCACCUACGAGACCCUCGAAGCCCAGCACGCCUCCGGCGUCCACUAGACCCUCGAUGCCCACAGUAUCUCCCAAGCCUCCUGCGUCCUUGAAGACCACUAAAUCGGCAAUGCCCACCAAGCCAUCGAUGGCCCCCGACCCGGCCGUGAGCCCGAGCAGUUCCAAGUCUACCAAAUGGGCAAGUACAAAGCCAGUCCCUUCUAACCAGCCCAGCGGCAGGUCCCAAGUCCGCAGCAGGGUGAGAACACCUAGCAAGGCCAGCACUGAUACCAGGGCCAGCAAAGCCAGCAAGGCUGGCGGGGUAAGACACCACCAGCGGAAGGGCGCACACAGCCGGGGUAGAACUCCCAGCAGGAGGGGAAACCAGAGCUCCAAGAGGUCACCCAGCAGGGCCAGCACUCCCAGCAGGAAGAGAACUCUGGGUGCAAAACGAGGUACUCCCAGCAGGGGGAGAACCCCUACUUCUCAGCAAAAACGGGGUCGGAGGAAGAGUUACAGCCGGCCUAGAACCAACAACCAGAAAAGGAGUGAGAGCCAGCAUAGAAACAUGAGCAGAGAGAAGAGUUAUAGCCCACCAGGAGCCUCGGGCAUGGGGAAUACUUCCAGGCUGGCUGCAACCCCCAGCAGGGCAAAGAGUUACAGUCCCACCAGAACUUCCUUCAAGGAGACGGGCUGCAGCCAGUCUCCAUCGCCACCGAGGAGGGUGAAGAGUUAUAGUCAACUGCUUAACCCCGCCGGGGCCUGGAGUUAUGACCCAUUUAAAAUGUCCAUCAGGGUCAAGAGUUACAGUAUGGGUGGUGCACUCAGCAGGACCCGAAGUCACAGCCGAUCCGGCACCCCCGGCAGGACCCGAAGUCACAGCCGAUCUGGCACCCCCAGCAGGACCCGAAGUCACAGCCGAUCUGGCACCCCCAGCAGGACCCGAAGUCACAGCCGAUCUGACACCCCCAGCAGGACCCGAAGUCACAGCUGGUCUAGAACUCCCAGAAGGGCAAGAAGUUGCAGUCGGAAGAGGACCCACAGCAGGGGGAGAAGUCACAGUUGUGAGAGAAAUCGUAGCAGGGCGAGAAGUCAAACACGGAAGGAAACUGCCAGCCAGAUGAGAAGACAUAGCCAGUCUAGAGCCCGCAGCAAGGAGAAAAGUUAUAACCAAUCUAGAACCCCCAGAAGGGAAAGAAGUCACAGCCAGUCUAGAAGCCCCAGCGAGGAGAGAGAUCACAGACGAUCUAGAAGCCCUAGCAAGGAGAAAGGUCGCAGACAAUCUAGAAGCCCCUGGAAGGACAGAGGUCACAGACGAUCUAGAACUCCCAGCAAGGAGAGAGAUCGCAGCCGAUCUAGAAGCUCCAGAAAAGAGAGAUAUUGCAGCCGAUCUAGAAGCUCCAGUAAGGAAAGAGAACAUAGCCAAUCUAGAAGCUCCGGGAAGAAAAGAUAUCACAGCCGAUCUCGAAGCUCCAGCAAGGAAAGAGAGAACAGCCGAACUAGAACUCCCAGGAAAGAGAGCUAUCACAGCAGAACAGGAACCCCCGGCAAGGAGAGAGAUCACAGCCCAACUAGAACCUCCAGCAAGAGAGAAGAGCACAGCAGGUCUAGAACCCCCAGCAAGGAGAGCACCCACAGCCGAUCUAGAACCCCCAGCGAGGAGAGAGUUCGCAGCCAAACUAGAACCCUCAGCAAGAAAGAGCAAAGCCGGUCUAGAACCCCCAGCAAGGAGAGAGAUCGCAGCCAAGCUAGAACCUCCAGCAAGAGAGAGCACAGUGGGUCUAGAACCCCAAGCAAAGAGAGCAUCCACAGCCGAUCUAGAACCCCCAGCGAGGAGAGAGAUCGCAGCCAAGCUAGAACCUCCAGCAAAGAGAGAGAUCUCAGCCGAUCUAGAACCCCCAGCGAGGAGAGAGACCGCAGCCAAGCUGGAACCUCCAGCAAAGAGAGAGAUCUCAGCCGAUCUAGAACCCCCAGCAAGGAGAGAGAUCGCAGCCAAGCUAGAACCUCCAGCAAAGAGAGAGAUCGCAGCCGAUCUAGAACCCCCAGCAAGGAGAGCAUUCACAGCCAAUCUAGAACGCCUGGCGAGGAGAGAGAUGACAGCCAAUCUAGAAUCCCCAGAAGUCUCAGCUGGAAGCAAUCCUCUAGCAGGGCACAGAGUCCCAGUCGAAACAGAACACCUAGUGAGACACGGAGCCUCUCCCCCUCAAGAUUUCUCGGAGCAAUCCCAGUCCCAAACCAGGAUGAUACUGAAGCCAACGCUACCACUUCUAAGGCCGCCUCACCUGGAGAGAGGUCCUCAUCGUCUUCUUCCAAGCUGGCGUAG
Molecule: messenger RNA, 2577 nt
Organism: Pteropus alecto (black flying fox)
Lineage: Eukaryota; Metazoa; Chordata; Mammalia; Chiroptera; Pteropodidae
Gene: SRRM5
Product: serine/arginine repetitive matrix 5
Exons: 2
Coding region: 223-2577 (784 amino acids)
Source: RefSeq, a predicted model, not a curated record